GGUUAGCAUCCCUAUGAAAUGACGACCUAAUCAUCAACCAACCCGGUGGCAUCACACAUGGCUUGCUGGAAAAUCCAUCAUCUAGUUCAAUGAUUUUCCCAUGAAACCGCCAUUUUGAUUAUAUAGAGAUUUCCUGGCUGGAAACAUGGGAUGCUGAGUCUCAUUUUUUUGGAUGUGUUAAAUUGCCAAAGAUGUCUGGAUGUCUGCCAGAAAACCACACCAUCGACUUCUCCGCGCAGGAUUUUACGGAGGAUAUCAGUUCGCCUUUGUUCUGCCUGUGGGCUUCGUGUACUUUGGUGCCUUGUACGGCAUCAUGCUCCAUCCUGAUUCCUUCCGGCACUUUGUGACUGCAAGAAGUAUGUGGUUGGACUCGGUCGUGCUGCCGGACCCUUACGGCCUGCUGCCGUGUCUGUCUGCCCUGUGUUUGUUGGCCAAUGCGGAGCUCAACACCUCAGCGCCCAAACCUGGGCAGGAGUCCAAUGCUGAGUACAUGAAGUUGGUGGUGAGAGGUACCAUGGACAGCUGGGUCUCUGCCAGCAGCCACAUUCCUGUACAUCACAACGAAUAUUCUCUACACGGCCGCUGUGACGUGGUUCUAUGGCAAGUACCGAUGGGUCCCACCCAAGCUGAGCCCAAAGUGGCGAUUGGAAGGGCCAAAAAAAGGUCAGAAGAGGAGCUACAACGCUUGCGCGCCAAUGCGGGCGCAGCAUGGUCUGGGGCGGAACACUCCAACCUGCUGGCUUUAGACAUGGAAUGGGUUCCAGACAGGAGCAGAAACCAGAACAACAAAGUGGCCUUGAUUCAGAUUGCAGUUGGAGAUAGCGUGUGGCUGUUUCGCACCUGCGAGAUCCCUCUACCGCAGGAGCUUCGAGAGAUCUUCCUGGAUCCAUCUGUCACCAAGUUGGCCGUGUCCUUUGACUCGGCAGAUCGAAAGAAGUUGCAGAGCUCCUUCGGAAUAAGCUGUGAAGGCCUGUUGGAUAUCUCGACCUUGGCAAAGGGGCUAGACAUCCAAGGCUGUGGCCUCAAAAAACUGGCGCAACGCUAUGGCCUGCGGAUAGAGAAGGACAGAGAGAUCAGCAUCUCCAAUUGGGCGGCAACCACGUUGUCAACGAGGCAGUUGCAGUAUGCCCGGGACGAUGCCUUCUUCACUCUGUGGCUCUGCGCGCCGUUGCUUCGGGAGCUGCCGGAGCUGCCGAAGGAUGGCGCGGCUGUGCUGGAAAUGGUGGAAAGGUCCUGGGCGGCAGUUGAUGCUGCAGUGAGCACGGAGGACUGCGAGGCAAAAGACUUGGCCCUGCUUUCCUUCGUCACUGAGCUUCAUGGUGUGCUGCUGAAGCAUGGCCCUCUGCCGUUGCAGCAGAUGGGAGGGCUUUUGGAUCCGCGCGGCGUGCCCUUCCGAGAGCAAGCACGCAUGCUGGAGAUUCGUUUGAGCAAGGACUUCUUUAGGGAAGAAAAAGGCUGGUUCCACUUGAGCCAAACAAAGGGCCAGGAGGUUCUGCGAGCCAGAACUGCCUUUGAGGUGGCCCCAUUCAGCGAGCGCGAGCUGGCGGUCUCUUGGAGCGAACCUGAAGCACUGGAGCGCUGGUGCGAAGUCUGUGGUGCUGGAAGCAGCGAGGCCGAGCUGAAAGGCCGCCUGGGUCUCCUUGCUGCCGAGCUCCGGCGCUUGGGCAAAGUGGCUGAGGCCAAUGCGCUGGAUCGGUGCAGGUCGCUAGUUACAGGAGGUGCGAGGCAGCAACGGGCGCCCUGGACACUUCCACAGGGCCAGCUCUCGGAUGAACAGCUCUACGACGAAAAACGUACAGUUUUCGCGCGAGAGCUUCCAACAAGCUUGGAUGUUGACAAGUUAUCGGAGAAGAUCCGAAACCAACUGGCUGAGUUGCCUUUGGAGAAGAUUGCUCUCUUCCGCCCCAAGAACGGAGCGAAGAACCGAGGUUAUGGUUUUCUGGUCUUCGGCAGUACGGAUGAUGCCCAGGUGGCUCUCAAAAGGCAGCUGUACAUAGAUGGACAGCUGGCCAAGCUGCAGCCUUAUGCACCCCCGCUGGUGAACAUGACUUUGGUCGUGUGGAUUGUGUGGCUCUACCAGCGAAGGAGCAACACCAGCAGCACCUUCCGAGACGCCGAUAAGCAGGCCAUCUUCUCCCUGCUGCGUCAGCAGAUGGAGGAAGAAAGCGGCACACUGGCAACGGAUAGUCGUUUGAAAGAAGACCUCAGGCAAGAGGCCUUGAACAUCGUGGACAUCGCUUCACGUUUGCAGGAUGACCUGUUCUUGGCGGAGCCAAGUCGUGAGGGACCUCUCAAGCAACUGCAGCAAAACCUUUCAGAGCUGAUGCAACAGGUGAUGAGGGAGGAGUCGUUGGUGGAUGAUCGUGACAGCCAACUUCAAAGGAGCUUCGAGGUCUCGAGGCGAGAUCUCAAAGAAGCUCGCGAGGAGGUGGGUGGCCCCAUUCUGUUGGUGGACGAUGACAUCUUUGGACCUCUCACCAGCACGGCGAGUGGGAUGUUGGCCGGGCUGGACAUUGCGAUUGCAACACAGGCCAUUCUGCUCGCCGUCCUCUUAGCUGCAACCCAGCGGCAAGUGGCUGGAAACGAGCAGGCAGACUCAACCAACGUGCAGAGUACUGCAGGAGAUGCCGCUGUUCGCUCCACGUCGAAAGAGGAGGCUGAGAAGCAAAGCAGCGCGGAGCCAGCGACGAAAUGCAAAGUGGUUCUGCGCUUUUAUGGGCGGUGGGAUAAUGAAGAUAAGUGGGUGCUGCUGCAGUCCUUGCCUUUGCAGGGGGUUGCUGGUACAGUGGUCAAUGGGUUGCGGAGAUCGCAGAACUUCCUUGGACCUCUGGCCAGCAAAUUCUUGACGGCCUUGGUGGCUCGCUCAGCACGUGGCCUAGUCCAAAGACGUGGCUGGAAGCCCAUUGUUGAGAAGACCAUGGCGGAGGUGGGUCGAGAGUUCUACUUGGGGUACCUCGUUGAGCCAUCCUCGGCCAAAGCCUCGCGAAAGAUUUCAUUGGUUAACCCUGGUGGACCGCACGUGGAAGAGGCUGUGGGCGAACACUCCUCUGGGUGGUCCUUUGAAACCAGGUACAUUGAGGCCACGAUCCCUGAAGUCUACACUGAUCCGACCAUCCGCUUCAAUCGUCAAGUCAAGGACUGGGGUGUUGAGUCCGGGUUACCCAGGGGCAGGGACCAGACGAUAUCGUUCGUAGCAGUGCGUAGCCACUGGCGUGGUUUCCAACCGCUGAGGUACACCAUUGACGUGGGCGAUCCGGAGGCCGGGAAAGAAUGGCGCGAUCAGCUUCCAAAGUUGCCCGAAUUGGCCAAUUUCCAGUUGCCGGACCACAUGCUGAACAACAGCCGACGCCAGCUGGAGGAGAUUCCUCCAGCGCAAAGGUUCAGGCUGCCCGAUGAGUCCAAGGAUUCCAAGUAUGCGGCCUUUAUGGACAAGGUGCGCGCCUUCCAAAAGGAUGAGGAAGAGAAGGAGGCCGGUGCUGUUCGGCUGGUGACCAGUUCAAAAUGGGUAUAUAUAUAUAUAGAGAACCAACAGAUCACUGGGUAG
Molecule: messenger RNA, 3544 nt
Organism: Cladocopium goreaui
Lineage: Eukaryota; Dinophyceae; Suessiales; Symbiodiniaceae
Source: the annotation of a GenBank genome assembly